AUGACUGAAAAAGAUGCAAAAGUUUCACAGACAUCAGCAACAGGUGAACUUUCAUCCAAGUCAUUGCCAAAGCAUCAAGAAAGUGCAAGCUCUCCCAGACAAGGAAAAGAAAUAAUAGAAGACAUUUACUUGGACAACGAAAAUGAGAAUGCGGUUGAGUUGAAUGCUCCAUCUAGUGGAGGAAAGGGAAAGAGUUAUUCCUUAGAUAACUUUGACGAGAAGAAUCCUGAAACAAUUAGGGAAAAAGCAGUUAAUAAUAACUUGGAAUCAGAUAAUGAUCUUUCUGGCCAUGAGCUGGGUAGUGAAGAUAACAAGUUGAAAUUUGACAGUAUAGUUGAUAUUAAUAAUUCUAGUUCCGAUAGUGGCGGGCAUGAUUCGAGUUUAUCACGAGAUAUUCCUAAAUUAGGCUUGAAAGAUUCAUCGACUGUUAUUAAUGAGGCUGAUCUUGAGCAUCCAUACACUGCAUUUUCGAAAUUACAGCAAAGUUUAAUCUUUGCUGUAAUCAUAUUUAUUGGGUUUUUAGGCCCAAUGUCAGGUAAUAUAUAUAUUCCUGCAUUACCCAUAUUAGAGAGAGAAUUCAAUGUCAGUACUACAACAAUAAACACUACGGUAUCUGUUUUUAUGGCUGUGUUUUCUUUUGCUCCAUUACUUUGGGCAAUAUAUGCUGACUAUGGUGGUAGGAAAUUAUUAUAUGUUAUAUCUAUGGGUCUAAAUGUGAUUGUCAAUAUUCUUCUUGCUUCAAUACCCACAAAUAUAGGAGCAUUGUACUUUUUGAGGAUAGCUCAAGCUUUUGCGUCCAGUUCUGUUAUUUCGUUAGGUGCAGGAACGGUUAGUGAUAUUACUUCCCCUAAAGAUCGAGGGAAAGCCGUUGCGUAUUUCAUGUUGGGUCCCAACGCUGGGCCAGUGCUGGCUCCAAUUAUUGCCGGAAUAAUUUUAAUGAACGGCGACAACUGGAGAUGGUUAUUUGGCUUCACUAGCAUUAUGGCAGGGGUCGGAUUUAUGCUCGUGUGUCUCUUCUUACCGGAGACAUUGCGUUGUAUAGUUGGAAACGGUGAUCUGCGAUGGAAACUCAGUGGUUUUGCAGAUGGUAUUCAUGAAGAUGAGAUCAAUCAGCCCAAACUAUUACUUAUGAAAAAUUUUGGGAUUCAGAAACCCAUUUCGCAACAUCCACUCUUCUUAAAGCUAUAUCCAAGGCCACCUAAACCUAGCUUGAAGACUUACUGGGAUAUUUGUAAGGAAUUAAACCUUACGAUAUGUUCUUUAAGUACCGCUCUAUUGUUCGCGACGUACUAUGGAUUCAGUGUUACUUUCUCCCAUUAUUUGACGAACGAAUAUGGAUACAGUAAUUUGGCUAUCGGUGCGUGCUAUGCGUGCCCUGGUGUCGCAUUGAUGAUGGGGUCCAUAAUUGGAGGUCAUUCAUCUGAUUACUUUAGAAAGUCCUGGAUCGCAAAACAUUCUGACCAGAAAUAUCCUAGCUACAAAAGGUUACUUUCUCAAAUAAUGGGAUUAAACGUGAGUAUGGUAGGUUGUAUCGGUUAUGGAUGGGCAAUACAGCUCCACUACCACGUUGCUGCCCUUCUUUUCUUUUCCUUUCUCAUGGCAUUCGGCAUGACAUGGUGCUCAAAUUCCACCAUGACUUACCUUACUGAAAGUAAUCCAAAAAGAGCUGCCGGAACUAUCGCCGUUAGCAACAGUUUCCGAAAUAUUGCUGCGGCAAUCAGUUCUGCCAUUAUUUUUAAACUUUGCGAUGCUAUGGGAGUUGGUUGGUGUUUCACUGGAUUAGGUUUAUGUGAUUUAAUAUCAGUGUUAAGCAUCUAUUACUUAAUCAGGAACGGAAACCGUAGUUCCAAAAGCAUCAAUUGA
Molecule: messenger RNA, 1863 nt
Organism: Eremothecium cymbalariae DBVPG#7215
Lineage: Eukaryota; Fungi; Ascomycota; Saccharomycetes; Saccharomycetales; Saccharomycetaceae
Gene: DTR1
Product: Dtr1p
Exons: 1
Coding region: 1-1863 (620 amino acids)
Biological process (GO): transmembrane transport; amine transport
Molecular function (GO): amine transmembrane transporter activity
Source: RefSeq, a predicted model, not a curated record